Messenger RNA from Sebastes umbrosus (honeycomb rockfish), 688 nucleotides. It is a transcript of the gene sprn2, whose product is annotated as shadow of prion protein 2. The transcript is spliced from 2 exons. Bases 53 to 643 code for a protein of 196 amino acids. The record is from RefSeq and is a predicted model, not a curated record. NCBI's taxonomy places the organism in Eukaryota, Metazoa, Chordata, Actinopteri, Perciformes, Sebastidae.
AUUGAUCUUGAACCAAUAGCAAUGCACGGUUUGUUUUGGGGAGGAGCUAUUGAUGUUGGAUAUUGGUGUGGAAAUGAUGCUGAUACCAAGUGUUCUGGUUUUGACAAAGGACUGCCGCUCCAGCAUCACGACCUCUCAGUGUGAUCCAACAGAAAGAUCUCCAGUAAUGACUGGCCAGCAGAAGCUUCUCUCCCUGUGGGUUUGGCUGCUGCUCAUGGCAGCUCUGUGCCCAGGCGUAGACAGUAAGCGUGGAGGCAUCUUCAAGGGUCGCGGAAAAGAUAAAGAUAAAGAUAAAGGUAAAGGUGACGGCGACGGCGACAAAGCGCCUCCCUCCAAGAGCCGAGGCCUCCCCAAGCAGGGCCUGAAGUGGGCGGGAGCAGCAGCAGCCGGGAUGCUGGGAGGCACGGGCACCGGGUACGGGCUAGGGUUGUUUGGUCGGCCGAAGCACAAAUCUCAUCACGGGCAUAAGACGUCCUCCUCUGAGCAAGAUCAACGGCAUUACCAUGACGAAGGCCAAAGAUCUCACAACCAGUCUCUGUGGAGAGCCAUUAAGGCGGCUGCCCCCGCUCCCACCACUAACAUGUUCCUCACACUUGGACAUGUGGUGUCUUUCCUUAUAGCAGCCUGGAUAAGAGACAUCUGAUGAUUCUUCACAUCAAAUCAAAUAAAAGCUCCUUUGAACAAAUUG